AUGACUCAACCCGACAAUCAAAAUGAGCGACCGCCUCUGGGAUUCUUAGCCACCGAAAUCAAUUUCCAUCGGCCCCCAGGAGACGGCUUUAACAACAGGACUUGGUCAUUCCCCCUGAUUCAACAAGUUGCUAAAGGCUCUCUAUUGGUUCAGCUUGUCAGCAAGGACGAAUAUCCCGAGGAGUUUAUUGAGAAUUUCGUCAAAGCCUCGGAAAUCCUCAUUGCCAAAGGAUGUGUGGGUAUCAUCACGAGCUGCGGAUUCUUGGCCAUGGCGCAACCUGAGUUGUCUAAGCGCCUAUCGGUGCCUAUAGCCACAUCUUCCCUUCUCCAGAUCCCAGGAAUCCAAGGGUUUUUGCCAAAGGGAAAGGUCCCGGGCGUCAUCACAUUUGACGGUACUCGGCUCAAGCUGAAGCAUUUUCAGCAGCUUGGUAUCGCAAAUGCUGAAUCGAUCCCGAUUGAGGGAUGCCCCGAUCCUGGAGAGUUGCGUCGAGUGAUUCGCGAUGGAUUGCCGUAUGUCCAUGACAAACUUGAGGCAGAGUUGGUUCAAGCAGCAAAAAACUUAGUCAGGAGGCGUCCGGACGUGGGAGCCAUUGUUCUCGAGUGCACGCAGCUUCCUCCAUUUGCAAAGGCCAUUCAAGCGGCAGUGAAGGUACCUGUAUUCGAUGUGUAUACUCUCGGCGAGUGGUUUUAUUCUGGACUGUCUCGAAAAGGGUUCGCCGAAUGGACUGCUACGGAGAAGAUUGAGGCAAGGCAGCACAGACCUCGCUCUAAGGUUGAACUAUCGGAAAGUAAAUUGUAG
Molecule: messenger RNA, 798 nt
Organism: Clonostachys byssicola
Lineage: Eukaryota; Fungi; Ascomycota; Sordariomycetes; Hypocreales; Bionectriaceae
Source: the annotation of a GenBank genome assembly